AUGUCCAACUUUGAUUUCACCGACCACUCGCACCGCCGUUACAAUCCACUCUCCGACACCUGGGUGUUGGUUUCUCCGCACCGUGCAAAGAGACCGUGGCAGGGUGCCCAGGAAGAGGAGACCAAGACUGACUCCCCUGAGUACGACGACAAGUGCUUUCUCUGUCCCCGCAACCGGCGUUCCACAGGGCCAUUCAAUCCAGAUUACAAGGAUACCUUUGUCUUCCCGAACGAUUACCCUGCGGUCAAGCUUGAUCAGCCGGAAUACCACUCUCCCGCUAGUGAGGACGAUGACUUAACCAAGCGCUUGUUCAAGACGCAGGGGGUCAGAGGAAAUGCGUACGUGAUCUGUUUCUCGCCGAAUCAUCGCCUUACCUUGCCUAGAAUGGACCUUCCAAGCAUUGAAAAAGUGGUGGAUUCCUGGCAGUCGCUCUACGUGAACAUGCAGGCGGAAAGCCGUGAACACAAGUCGUCACCUUACCAGUAUUUACAAAUCUUCGAGAACAAGGGUGCCCAGAUGGGCUGCUCAAACCCUCAUCCACACGGCCAGGCGUGGUGUCUUGAGGCGAUUCCUACCGAGGUGGACCACGAGCUCAAAUCAAUGGGGAAGUACUCGCGCGAACAUAAGGGCUGCAACAUGCUUGCGGACUAUGUCAAGUUGGAGUUGCAGAAGCGCGAGAGAGUUGUUUUAGAAAACGAUUCAUUCGUUGUGGUAGUGCCGUACUGGGCCGUCUGGCCGUUUGAGACCAUGGUUUUGUCCAAGGAGCACUUGAUCUCGUUGAAGCAGUUCGGCAGCAAACACAAGACGGAUCUCGCAGAUAUCAUCAAGAGAUUGACCACCAAGUACGAUAACUUGUUCAAAACGUCAUUCCCAUACUCCAUGGGUAUACACCAGGCACCGUUGAACUUCGCGGACGAUGAUCAGUCUUACUACUUUCACAUGCAUUUCUACCCACCGUUGUUGAGAUCGGCCACUGUGAGGAAGUUCCUUGUGGGGUACGAGUUGUUGGGUGAAGCCCAAAGAGACUUGACCCCAGAGCAGGCCGCAGACAGAUUGAGAGACUUGAGCGAAGUCCAUUACUUGGAGGUGUAG
This is a messenger RNA of Babjeviella inositovora NRRL Y-12698, 1092 nucleotides long. RefSeq names its product UDP-glucose:hexose-1-phosphate uridylyltransferase (gene GAL7). Gene Ontology annotation, cellular component: cytoplasm. NCBI's taxonomy places the organism in Eukaryota, Fungi, Ascomycota, Pichiomycetes, Serinales. Gene Ontology annotation, molecular function: UDP-glucose:hexose-1-phosphate uridylyltransferase activity; zinc ion binding. The coding region runs from base 1 to 1092 and encodes 363 amino acids. The record is from RefSeq and is a predicted model, not a curated record. The transcript has a single exon. Gene Ontology annotation, biological process: beta-D-galactose catabolic process via UDP-galactose, Leloir pathway.